CCGGGACACGACCAACGCGGCGGCCAUGCGGCGGCUGCAGGCCGAGCUGCCCGGCGACCCGCCCGGCUUGAACCUCGAGAACCUGCUCGCCGUCGAGCCGGACGCGCUGAACGAGCUCAUCUGGGCCGUGGGCUUCCACAACAACAAGACAAAGUAUAUCAAGCGGACGGCCGAGAUCCUGCGGGACGAGUGGGGCGGCGACAUACCGGACACGAUCGAGGGCCUGACGGCGCUGCCCGGCGUCGGGCCCAAGAUGGGGUAUCUCUGCCUGAGCGCCGCGUGGGACAAGACGGAGGGCAUCGGUGUCGACGUCCACGUGCACCGGAUCACGAAUAUGUGGGGGUGGCACAGCACCAAGAAUCCCGAGGAGACGCGGAUGGCGCUGCAGAGCUGGCUGCCGAGGGAUAAGUGGAGGGAGAUCAACUGGCUGUUGGUUGGCUUUGGGCAGACCGUCUGCUUGCCUGUGGGCCGAAAGUGUGGCGAGUGUGAAUUAGGGCUGCGGGGCCUUUGUAAGGCCGCUGAGAGGGGGAAAGUACUGAAAGGAAGGAAAGAGAGGGAGUUGAAGUUGGAAGUGAACGGUGCUGGGGAGGUCGUCAAGGAGGAACUUGUGGAAAAGAAAGACGUCAUAUUGGCAGAUGUUGUGAAGAAUGAGGAGGUAGAUGACGCUGUAAGGAUCAAAGAGGAAGACGUGGAUGGAGACAGGAUAUCUGCAUCGGUAAAGAGGACCAGGACACUGAAGUAGUGUGCUCGUACGAGUGUGCGGCCUUCGAGUACCCGAUGUAAUGCAACACGAUGAUCAUGACAUGCUUACCAAUUUCUACAACGAGUCGGAGAUCCCAGUGUUGCCAGGUCUUCAACAUCCAGAUGCAACAACUUGUCUACGGGAUCGCUUGUGACAUGACAAUGUCGAUAGCUUGUCUCAAAAUAACUCUUUCAUUGGGGGAGCUAUGUACAGAAGCCCCUUUAAAGGGCAAGAUCUUGGUGACUCCCCAAA
Messenger RNA from Truncatella angustata, 994 nucleotides. RefSeq names its product DNA glycosylase. The coding region runs from base 26 to 742 and encodes 238 amino acids. Lineage: Eukaryota; Fungi; Ascomycota; Sordariomycetes; Amphisphaeriales; Sporocadaceae. The transcript has a single exon. Gene Ontology annotation, biological process: nucleotide-excision repair; base-excision repair, AP site formation; base-excision repair. The record is from RefSeq and is a predicted model, not a curated record. Gene Ontology annotation, cellular component: nucleus. Gene Ontology annotation, molecular function: DNA-(apurinic or apyrimidinic site) endonuclease activity; oxidized pyrimidine nucleobase lesion DNA N-glycosylase activity; DNA binding.